CCCCAAUGCUUUGUGCGGGUCGGACUGGGGCAGCGGCAGCAGGUGUUUUGUAGCGCCGAACUUACCCGCGGCUUUCUCUCGCCUUCCAACCGGGCGCCUUCAGUCUCUCGCUCUCUCGUGCCCCCGGUGCAAGUCAUACCCUUGAGCCCGCGCUUUGCACGCAGACCCAAAGGACGCUUGGCCAGCCUCUUUGUUAAGACUUCAUGUCUGUAUUUUUCCCCAUUCACUGCCCUGGUUAUUUGAGAUCAGCUGACAUGACUGAGGUGAUGAGCGCUCCAUCUAUGGAGGAGAUCGGUCUAAGCCCUCGCAAAGAUGGCCUAUCCUAUCAGAUUUUCCCUGACCCUUCUGACUUUGAUCGCUACUGUAAGCUGAAGGACCGCCUACCUUCCAUUGUGGUAGAGCCAACAGAAGGAGAUGUGGAGAGUGGAGAGCUAAGAUGGCCACCUGAGGAGUUCCUGGUCCAGGAAGAAGAAGAAGAAAGCUGUGAUGAAGCAAAGAAAGAGAGCAAGGAGCAAUAAAUGGCACUGGAUCUUUUGUACUGAUUCAAAUGCUGUGUCAUCUUGACGGGGAGAAUCACAACCGUUCUGAAGAGUCUUUUUCGACAAAAGACAUUCAAUUUUGCACCUGCAAGAUCUUAGUUUUUGUUUUUUUUCAUAUCUCUAUUGAGAACUGAAGUGCUUGAUGUGACAAUCUCCAGCUGAAAUUAAGGAAGAAAGUUGAGCAGGGGUGAAAAAUGGUUGCUCUUCUUAAGAGUCACUGUUGAAUUUUGUUGAGGGCUAUGAGAGUACAGCAGUGAAAUAGCAUGGUGCUUUAGUGGAGGAUUAGCCAGGUGGGAGACCAUGUUAUUUAUAUGUGAGGCAGAAGAAGUAAAAGCCCAAGUGUGAAAUGGAGCUGCAUUUCUGAAAGGAAUUGCCUCUGGCUACAGAACCCAUGAGAAUAGUAUUCAUCUCUAAAGCUUGCCUUCAAGUAGUGCUUCUGUUUUUGCGUGUGUGUGUUUGGGGGUUGGGAGAUGGGCAGUAUGAUAAAAUGCCACCUAGAUGCUCCAGUGAUAUUACACCAUCAGGCAUGUCUGCCUGUUGAACAGCAUAGAGGAGCAGUGGUGGAAUAACUUCUCCUCCCAAAGUCACAUAAUCACUGUAGGAAUUGUGGUGCCGGGCACUGACUUGCCAGCCUGUUAGAAAAAAGCAGUCUUCUCCCUACUGUCACCCCAAUCCUUUUUCUUCAAGAACACAUUUAAACCUUGCAAAACUGAGUGACUUUGGAUGGUCCAGCACCAACUUUAAAAUGGCCCUUGCCAUUCUCCAGGAGUCUUGUUAGUAUGGCACAAGGUAACCAGCCAGUUGCAAAGGCAUAACAAAUAAAGUGUAGAUCUUGCCAUAAAAAUGACUUAAAAGUAUAUGUUUCUUUGCCACUGUAACUUCUAUCAACUCUCCAGGGCAAUAAGUUGCAGAGGGACAGCAGUUUUUUCAAUGGCUGUCUGGUUUGAUUAUGUGGCAAAUGCUAGAUUAAGGGCUCACUUUAUGGGAGCCUUCCAGGCCAUCUAAUAAGGGUCCAGAAAUGGCUUUGGGGCUUCUGUGAAAGCAGGAUGACAAAAGUGAUAAUUGAAGGAAAGCAGGUCUUCUCUUUCGAAACAGUAAACAAGUAUUAUGGUCUCAGUGUUGUGGAGAAAGUGACAUGCUUUUUCAAUGUACCUGUGGAAUUUCUUCACGAUCUAAAUUCUCAAUAAUAAUUUUCACUUUUGUUGUCCAUUUCAACUUUUCCUGGAGGAAGAAAAAAGUUCAGGGUAAUUUGUAGCUUUCCAGGAAAGCAUCUCUCUACUUGGAGGAAGAGUUCUGGCUCAGGUGUUACUGGAUUGGCUAGAGCAGGGGUCUGCAACCUGCGGCUCUCCAGAUGUUCAAGGACUACAAAUCCCAUCAGCCCCUGCCAGCAUGGCCAAUUGGGAAUGGGAAUUGUAGUCCAUGAACAUCUGGAGAGCCACAGGUUGCAGACCCCUGGGCUAGAGAAAGGACCAUUCUGAGCAGUGAAAUGCCUCUGGUUUCCAUCAUUUCUGGAAGAACUAAAGCAGAAACCCCACCAGUGAUGCAUAUUUUUCAUGGCCUUAACAGUUCAGUCAAAAUAAUUCCUAGUCUCCCAUGUUCCUUGCUUAUCAGCUAUUGGUUUUUUUUGAGGGGGGGAUAGAAAUCUGUUGGGCCUUUAUGUAUAUAUUUGUAUUUGAUACCUCAUGAGUAGUAAAAACGCUGGCAAUGGGUUAGGGGAUUUGCUUGUUAAAAAUCAGCAGGAUUAUUUUUCAGUCUUGUCUUGCUUGUGUUUUCACCAUAAUGGCAAUAACUUUUUAACAGCUGUGAGUCACUGUUACAUGUGGGUGUGAGGUUGCAGCUUAUUCCUGUCUCAGUUGUUUGUCUCCCCCCUACCUUUGUUAAUAUAGUGUGGGGUGAUAUACUUGGUGUUCUUGCUUUUCUUUUGGCAGCCAAGAACCUGUCACACAUAUGCUACCUGUCUUGGUGGACGGUUUUGUCCUCACUGAAACGUGUCUUGCGCCGUUACCUAGCCAAGGUUGCUUUAAAAUCACUGGAUCCAGAUGUUUUCCAGUCUUAUAUCCUGGACACUUGUUCUUGUCUUGCUGUUCAGUAGAAUGAGCUUUUACACCUGCCCACUACCCUAAAUUUUUCAUUAUUUCCCCCAUCCCCCCCUUUCCAGUUAACUUUAGUUGCUUUUGAAUUUUGUCCCAAGUUUGACAUUGUCAAAUAUUACCCACUUUGAGAAGCAAAAAUCCUGAUGCUUGAGAGUGGAAAUGCUGUCUGUCUUUUAAUAUUUGAAUAUCCUUUUCUGCCUCUCUUUUUGUUGUUGUUGCUUGUAUGUCUGUCUUUGUUUGAAUGUGUCUGAAGAACAAAGCACUCCUGUUUAACUUCUCCUGUUGUAUAUUACAUUCUCCAUUUCUGUAAUUCUUUUUGAGCCUCAGGGAAAAAGCUAGCAUUUUUUUUCAAACUACUUUUGUCACUGUGACAGUUGUAAAUAAAGUUUGAAAAUGCUUUCCAAA
Messenger RNA from Sphaerodactylus townsendi, 3037 nucleotides. RefSeq names its product LBH regulator of WNT signaling pathway (gene LBH). The record is from RefSeq and is a predicted model, not a curated record. NCBI's taxonomy places the organism in Eukaryota, Metazoa, Chordata, Lepidosauria, Squamata, Sphaerodactylidae. The transcript has 3 exons. Gene Ontology annotation, cellular component: nucleus. Gene Ontology annotation, biological process: positive regulation of DNA-templated transcription. Bases 204 to 518 code for a protein of 104 amino acids.